This is a messenger RNA of Daktulosphaira vitifoliae (grape phylloxera), 1011 nucleotides long. RefSeq names its product enhancer of rudimentary homolog (gene e(r)). Lineage: Eukaryota; Metazoa; Arthropoda; Insecta; Hemiptera; Phylloxeridae. The record is from RefSeq and is a predicted model, not a curated record. The coding region runs from base 161 to 472 and encodes 103 amino acids. The transcript is spliced from 4 exons.
UAUCAGCAUUAUAUUAUAAACAAAAUAAAAAGCAUACUACUAUUAUCACAUUUUUCAAUUUAAUGUUCAUAACUUUAGAAAUUAUUUACGGAAUUGACUGAAUCUUUAUGGUAGUAAGAUAUUUUUAUAAAAUUAUUACCAACAUAAUCUUAAUUUCAUCAUGUCUCAUACCAUUUUGUUGAUUCAACCGGGCAAUAAACCUGAGACUAGAACUUAUUCUGAUUACGAGUCUGUCAAUGACUGUAUGGAAGGUGUAUGCAAAAUAUAUGAAGAGCAUUUAAAAAAACUCAAUCCUAAGUCUGUAUCUAUUACAUAUGAUAUAACUCAGCUUUUCGAAUUUAUUGACCAUUUGGCUGACCUUUCAUGUCUUGUGUAUCAAAAAAGUACCAUGACGUAUGCUCCAUACAAUAAAGAUUGGAUUAAAGAAAAAAUUUAUGUAUUGCUCAGAUGCCAAGCCAAUCAACGUCAGUAAGAAUAUAAAACUUAUUAUUAAUAUUUGGUUUUCCUAUGAUAUAUAAAUGACGCAGAUUAAUUUAAAAUAAAUUAUCUAUGACAAACACAUAUUUCCAAUUGUAAAUUUUGUUGUAUAUUUUAUUUAUCUGAAUAUCAUGUCUAAAUAAAUCUAUUAUGCAAAGAUUUUACAAUUAGAAUUUUCAUAACUUAUGACUAAGUUAACUAAGUUUAUGAUAUAACUUGUAUUAUAAUUUUUAUUUUAUACAACACCAAAUUUUUUCAUUGUUUAAGAGAAUUUAUAUAACAAAAUUACUUUAAAUUUCUUUUGAAAAAAUACAGAUUAAUGCUUGAUUGAUUAAAUCAAUAAAUUUUUGUUUUUUUUUUCUAGAGUUUUGUGAUAUGUUUUUAUAUUUAAUUAUUGUGUGUAUAGAUUCCCGAGCUUCAUUUAAAGCAUGUAUUGUGUUACAUUUUAUUUUAAAUGGUAUCAGUUAAAAUGUAUAUUUUAAAAUGUUAAAUUAAUUUAGAUUUACUUAGAUAAAUAAAUUAUUACUCCGAAUA